CUUUCUGCAAGCGCGGGAAAAGUAUGUACAGGAGGCACCCCUCAAGCUGGAUCAUUCUCCUGAUUAUAUUUUCUUGGUGGUGAAAUACGAAACAUUGGUCUCGUCUUUUCGUGUUAUGUGGAUGAAAUUGAUGACUCAUCUUCUUGGAAGUCCAGUUCCUUAUCAGUUUGAAGCAAAUUUGAAUAUUUCUGCCCUCAUUAUUUAGUUGAUGUGAAAGAUGAGUGGUGAACACAACCUCUCCGAUUCUGAUGAAAGUUGCAGCUUUGGCUACACUUUACCAGCACGAGGAAGCUUAGUUUGUCUUCGGAAUCGUACAGCACAGCGUUCCUUGUCACUGGACACUUGUCAUAUUGGUCGAAUCGUGAAAUAUUCUGAAAUUGAUAGCAAACCCUAUUGCAUAGUGGAAUUAUAUCUGAGACCAGAAACAUUACCUUGUAACACUGAUAAGCAAGGUUACAAGCUCAAGAAGUUGAAAGAAGUUGUGGCAGAUUGCCAUCAAAACCUUGGCCAGUUUCCAGCUCUAGACAUAAUCUGUCGGUGUAUGAUAAUAGGUGAAGAUUCAUUGCACGGUAUAGACACUGACCUCAAUCGAGACGAUCCCACUUUUUUACUUAGAUUUAAAUUAGAAGAAACAGAGCCUAAGAAAUUCAUUAUUAAACCUCUUGAUUCCUCUCUGGAUAAGAUGGUUUCAGGAAAGUCUGAAAUUUUGUCAGAAAAGGGACUGAACUCUGAAGAGGAAAGGUACUUGUCUUGUGGUCCUAGAGGAUUAAAAAGCCCUAGACAAGUUGUGGAAAACCCUGCUAUUUCUCGUGAAGAUGUAAAAGAGAACCUCGAGUCAAAUGUUUCUUCUCGCAAAGCAAGGUCCCCUUCUUUCAACGAAAGACCAUCAAAGUCUUCUGUCCGUCGGAGCCUUGUGUCGGAUUUGGAUUGCACCCCUGCAAAACAGUCACGUGUUUAUGAUGAUAAAAUAGUCUCUGCUUGUGAGGUUAAAUUGGAAAAAAUUGAUUCGGAAUCUGAUGCAGACAGCAUAUGGAAGGACUCCUGGGUUUCCCAAUUGAUGGAUUCAAACAUACCAAUUGUUGAUAAUGGGCGAUGUCCAACACCUAUCAGGCUGAGCUUGAAACGAAUACGGUCUGAUAUCACUCCCAGCAAGCUUGGAGAUAAUUCUCGAUUAAGAAGGAAAUCCACAAGAAAUGACAAUAAUGAUGUAUCUGAGUCAGAUGAUGAUUACUCACAGCAAUCUGUAAAUAGAGCCAGUACUUCAGCAGCUGUAACAUCUUCCCGAAGGUCUGCACGAAAAACAAAAUGUGCCAUCUCUCUGGCAGAGUCCACAACAGAUUCAGACCCUGAAGAUGAUGCAGCUGCCAAAACACGUAGUGGUAGGAAGAUUGUAAAUAAGACAUGUGGAGAGAGCUCAAAUUCUCGAACACCAAAGGGAAAAGCAGCAGAACCUACUGGGAGACGGUCUACCAGACGUCAGUCAACUUGGGAAGCUGAGCAGCCCAAGACUCCUAGUUGUAACAAAUCUACAGAGCUUCAGACAACCGCUGAAGUAGAACCAAAAGGAGAAGUGAUUGAUCUAUUAUCUCCAUUAGAGAGCGGAACUCCUCUAUCUAAAAGAAAGCCAAGAAAAACUCCCCAGCCACAAGAAAACACUACAGAGGAGCCCAAAACCCCUAGAUCAAGAAAUGCUGGGAUUCAGACUGCUUCAGGAAUGAAAUCAAGCUCUGUAGGAGAAGUGGUUGAUGUGCCAACUUCAAUACAGAGUACAACUCCUUUACCCAAAAGAAAGCGAGGAAAAAGUGUUAAACAACAAGAUGACACUGAUGAAUCCAAUAUGUCUUCUGUUGAGAGCAAAACUCCUAUUAAAAUCCUCAAAGUCGAUGAAGGACAGAGAACCCCCAGAACCUCAUCUAAAACAUCUUCCAAGUCCCCAAGAACCCCAAAGGCAAAGACUCCUUUGAAAACUCCGUCAAGGUCUGCUUUAACUCCAUCAAUGCCUGCCCGAGUAACCGCUCGUUUUACUCCAACGUCAAGUCUUGAACAAAUCCGUAAAAAUCUUCAUGUCUCUGCAGUGCCUAUGUCUCUUCCUUGCCGAGAAUCAGAGUAUAGGAAUAUUUACAACUUCCUUGAAAACAAAAUAAGAGAUUCAGCUGGAGGGUGCAUGUAUAUCAGUGGUGUUCCUGGCACUGGAAAGACUGCCACAGUAACUGCUGUUGUUCGUUCUUUGAAGAAAUUGGCUGAUUCUAAGAAGUUAAAAGAUUUUCAGUACAUUGAGACUAAUGGUCUCCGCAUGACUGAGCCGCGACAAGUGUUUGUGCAAGUUCUCAAAGCCUUGACUGGUCAAAAAUGCACUCCUCAGCAGGCUCAAGACAUUUUGGCUGAAAGGUUCUGCUCAGGAUCAGCAAAGAACAAAACUGUUGUUCUUUUAGUUGAUGAAGUGGAUAUGCUUCGAAACCGUCGUCAAGAUGUGAUCUAUAAUUUGUUUGACUGGCCCAGCAAACCAAAUUCUCGUUUUAUUGUACUGACAAUUGCUAAUACCAUGGAUCUUCCAGAAAGACUUUUAAAGGGUCGUGUUACUAGCAGACUUGGACUCACACGUCUUACUUUCCAACCAUAUUCUUACAAACAACUGCAAGAAAUUGUCUUGUCUCGUCUGCAGGGAUCAAAUUCUUUCAAUGAUGAUGCUGUUGAACUAGUUGCCAGGAAAGUUGCUGCUUGCUCUGGUGAUGUUCGUAGAGCUCUUGAUAUUUGUCGAAGAGCAUCAGAGAUGGUUGAAGAAGGAAACCCUGUUACUAUGCCUAUUGUUAAUCAAGUUCUUUCACAAAUGAUGAAUUCAGCUAAUGUCUGUUCUAUCAAGGCUUGCAGUAGACUAGAGAAACUUUUCUUGCAAGCAAUUGUAGCUGAAAAUGAACGAACAGGAGUUGAAGAAACUAAUUUUAUUUCUGUCUAUAGACAGUUUCAGUCUUUUUGUGCACUGUCAAGUGUUACUCUUAUCAAUAUAUCUGAAGCUAUGGCGUUGUUGAAUAGGCUUGGAACAUCAGGACUCUUGUUGACGGAGCAUUCCAGAGCAGACAUCAAUCAAAGUAUUUUUCUUAAUGUGAAUGCAGAUGAUAUUCAUUAUGCUCUGAAUCAAGUUGCCCCAGCAUCCUAACCACUGGCCUUUUUUAUCUAUCUUUUUAAAAGCUGCCCUUGCAUGUGUUUUAAUUUUUUUUUUAAUUUAUGAAACUUUAUCAGGUUUUUAAUUAAUUAGUUUAGGUGUCUGUUUCUGUUACAUCAAACCUAAAAACACUUAUAUUAUCAAAAUAAUAUGAAUUUUACAUGUUUAAAUUUCCAUUAGAACAUCCUCAUCUGCCAAAAAUUCUUGAUUAUGUUUAUCUGAAAAAUGGAGAAAAUAAACAAAUAACUCUGGAGACAA
Molecule: messenger RNA, 3418 nt
Organism: Thrips palmi
Lineage: Eukaryota; Metazoa; Arthropoda; Insecta; Thysanoptera; Thripidae
Gene: Orc1
Product: origin recognition complex subunit 1
Exons: 15
Coding region: 218-3154 (978 amino acids)
Biological process (GO): DNA replication initiation; mitotic DNA replication checkpoint signaling
Cellular component (GO): nuclear origin of replication recognition complex
Molecular function (GO): chromatin binding; ATP hydrolysis activity; ATP binding
Source: RefSeq, a predicted model, not a curated record